AUGUUCCAGAUCGAGGAUCUUAUGCCAAAGUUGGACUGGGUAGAGAUGAAGCAGAAGAUGCAUGAGGAUGUGUUCUCCUCCAUUCGGAAGUUCCUCAUCUACAUGGCCCUGCUGCAAGUCACUCCAUAUAUCUUAGAGAAGCUGGAUAGCAUCUGA
Messenger RNA from Mus pahari (shrew mouse), 156 nucleotides. Its product is annotated as mitochondrial import receptor subunit TOM5 homolog. Bases 1 to 156 code for a protein of 51 amino acids. The record is from RefSeq and is a predicted model, not a curated record. The transcript has a single exon. Gene Ontology annotation, cellular component: mitochondrial outer membrane translocase complex. NCBI's taxonomy places the organism in Eukaryota, Metazoa, Chordata, Mammalia, Rodentia, Muridae.